Molecule: messenger RNA, 1508 nt
Organism: Trachymyrmex septentrionalis
Lineage: Eukaryota; Metazoa; Arthropoda; Insecta; Hymenoptera; Formicidae
Gene: eIF2alpha
Product: eukaryotic translation initiation factor 2 subunit 1
Exons: 8
Coding region: 477-1508 (343 amino acids)
Cellular component (GO): eukaryotic translation initiation factor 2B complex; eukaryotic translation initiation factor 2 complex; multi-eIF complex
Molecular function (GO): RNA binding; ribosome binding; translation initiation factor activity
Source: RefSeq, a predicted model, not a curated record
AGGAAUAUUGUACUAACGUUUCUGACAGUGCAAUUUAGCAUAGGACUAAAGUAGUUCUACACUCGCACCAUGUCAGGGCAGCACUAGAGCGGAGUCAGUGCAUGUGCCGAAUUCGCUAUAAGUUAACUGGAGCUUAGUAAAAAUUGCCCCAUGUAUAGAAAAGUAUAUGGAUGCUAGAUCUGUUUCUUAUAUGUAUAUGCAUGCAUAUGCAUCCCUAUGUGUUAAUCGGAGUUAGUGUCGUUGAUGAAAGAGACUUUUAGACGAGAUUGCACAUGGAUUGACAAGUUUCACGUAGUGAAACUUUUUGCAGUUCUAAGCCAGUUUGUAAGGAUAAAGGGAGGAUUUUAUCUUCGCGCAAGUAUUAAUUAUUUAGACAGGACGUUUUGGAAUGAAGCUUAACCUUUUGUGAACGCAUUUUCGCAAAUAGUCACCCAAACCUUUUUAUCGCCAGGCGACUCCAUCCACAAAAGCAAAACAUGGUACUAUCGUGUCGAUUUUACAAAGAGAAGUAUCCAGAAGUGGAGGAUGUGGUGAUGGUAAAUGUACGCAGUAUAGCUGAGAUGGGUGCAUACGUUCAUCUAUUGGAGUACAACAAUAUUGAAGGCAUGAUCUUGCUCUCUGAGCUCUCUAGAAGACGUAUUAGAUCUAUCAACAAACUUAUCCGAGUAGGCAAAACUGAACCAGUUGUUGUUAUUCGUGUAGAUAAGGAAAAAGGUUAUAUCGAUCUGAGUAAGCGUCGUGUGUCUGCUGAGGAUGUGGAAAAAUGCACAGAGAGAUAUGCUAAGGCUAAAGCUGUUAAUUCAAUUUUAAGACACGUGGCAGAGCUGUUGCACUAUGAUAAUGAUGACCAGCUUGAGGAACUCUAUCAGAAAACAGCAUGGUACUUUGAAGAAAAAUAUAAGAAACAGAAGGCAUCUGCUUAUGAUUUUUUCAAACAAUCAGUAUUGGAUCCCUCCAUUUUAGCAGAAUGUGGUUUGGACGAACAUACGAAGGAAGUGUUGCUAAAUAAUAUCAAGCGAAAACUUACUUCGCAAGCGGUUAAAAUUAGAGCAGACGUAGAAGUGGCUUGUUAUGGUUAUGAAGGCAUUGAUGCUGUUAAGACUGCAUUAAAAACAGGCUUAGCUCUUUCCACUGAUGAACUUCCUAUAAAAAUUAACUUAAUUGCUCCUCCAUUAUAUGUCAUGACGACAUCUACUCCAGAAAAACAGGAUGGUUUAAAGGCAUUAAGUGAUGCAAUCGAAGUCAUACAGAAUAAAAUAAUGUCACUUGGAGGUGUAUUCAACGUACAAAUGGCACCAAAAGUCGUUACUGCGACAGACGAGGCAGAAUUAGCGCGACAGAUGGAACGAGCGGAACUCGAAAAUGCGGAGGUUGAUGGUGAUGAUGAAGAAGAGGUAGAAGGAUUGGAAGGUGAUUUUAGUGGUGGUGAAGGAGCUGAACAAAACAGCAAAGAUAUUGAACAGAAUGGUGCGUUCCGAGUUACACAUGUAGCGCGUAGACCGGUGUAG